AUGAGUACUGAAAUAGAAGCCCUUCAUAAAAACAAUACCUGGGAUAUUGUUGACUUGCCAGCUGGGAAGGAACCUAUUGGGUGCAAGUGGGCUUUCACUACCAAGUAUCGUGUAGAUGGGAUAAUUGAGAGGUAUAAGGCUCAGCUUGUUGCCAAGGGAUAUACCCAGAAUGCAUUCCUAAAUGGUGAUCUCACUGAAGAGGUAUAUAUGUUCCUUCCUCUUGGCAUCUAUGGCAAGGAAAUGCAAGAUGAUAUUGUGGUUACUAGCAGUGAUAUAGAAGAAGUUAGUGCUCUCAAGAAGUUUCUCAAUUCUGAAUUUGAAAUUAAAUAUUUAGGGAAGUUGCGGUAUUUUCUAGGCAUUGAGGUUGCUAGGUCCAAGGAAG
This is a messenger RNA of Nelumbo nucifera (sacred lotus), 382 nucleotides long. NCBI's taxonomy places the organism in Eukaryota, Viridiplantae, Streptophyta, Magnoliopsida, Proteales, Nelumbonaceae. The record is from RefSeq and is a predicted model, not a curated record.